This is a messenger RNA of Gasterosteus aculeatus aculeatus (three-spined stickleback), 2534 nucleotides long. RefSeq lists its product as uncharacterized. The record is from RefSeq and is a predicted model, not a curated record. Lineage: Eukaryota; Metazoa; Chordata; Actinopteri; Perciformes; Gasterosteidae.
GACCUUUAUUUUGAUUUUGUGUUUUGCAGCUGUUCUGCUUUUGUUGAUUGUCUAAUUGAAUCACUGGACUGGUCAAUACAAUGUCAUGGGAUUAUAAAUUCCCGUGACAACAUCACAGGCAUGUUUUUCAGUAGUCCAUAACUAGAAUAGAUUGAAUUUACAAUGACCAAUGAAAACAGAAGAGCAAAUCGAGUGUCUGAACCAUUUUCCGUUAUGAAUGACUUGAUCUUUGACCAGAUUGUAGCUGUAAAAGUCAAUAAACAGUAAGCAUAAAGUUCUAAUAAGCACCACAUGGCAAACGAUGACACGAGUCGCCCGUUGCGAAAAGUUUCCAACUUUCCGACAGACCUUGAAGGCAGCGCUCGGUAGCUAGCGGGCUAGCUUAGCGUUUGGCCGGCAGCGAUAAAUGGCGAUGCCCGCCCGCCGCCGCGAUUAGCUGCGCUCGCCUCCCGUUCUCUUCUCGGCUCCUGUCCCGGGGCGAACCUAGGCUCGCCUCGCAUGGACGUCGGCGAGUGCGUCGUGUCGGCGGGCCGCGCCGUGCUGGACAUGGCGCAGCGGGAGUGGCAGCCGCUGUCGCCGGGCGAGCUGGAGCAGCGGCUGGACCAGGCGGUCGAGGAGGUCCUGGAGGCCGAGCUGAUGGCCCGACUAGACGCCGAGCCUUCGCCGACGAGAGGCUGCGGUCGGGCGCCGCGGAGUCCGGUGUGCGUGGAGCCGCGAGGUCCGCAAGGCUGCAUCAGUCCCGCGGAGGAAGAGACACCGGAGCCCGGAGCGCCGUGGGAGAGCGAGUCCGGUGCGGCAGUGAAGCACAUCACAGGCCUGCUUCAAAGCUCCGGAUCCAGGGCUCGAUUGGCCGGACGUGCACGCUUGUCUCUGUCCCACACCGUCCUGCUGUCCCUCGCCCUGCUGUCUGAGCGCGUCAGCUACCGAUCUGUGUCCCGCCGCUUCCACCUGGAGAAAGGAAACAUCCACAGGAUCUUCUUCUCCUUCUGCGAGCGCCUCAACGCGCUGGAGGAGAAGCACAUCCGGUGGCCAGUCGGCAGGGAGGCUGAGGAAUCCCUUUUCCCACUUUGCAGUCCAGAGAUGGAUCAGCAAGGUGUCCCCCGGGUCCUGGCAGUGUUGGGACGCACCCGCGUCCCCAUCCGCCUGCCGAUAGGGAAACACGACGUGGAGAGCACAGUGCCUGAAGUGAAGAGGAUGAAGAAGGAGGCGCAUCCCGACUCCUGGCUGAACCUGCAGCUGGCGUGCGACCGCCGUGGCCGGUUUCUACACUGCAGCGUCAGCAAAGGAUCGGACACGGACGGAGGCGGCGCUCUGAGGGACAAACUCAAGCAGCGUCCUGAGCUGAUGCCCCCCGGCUCCUGCCUCGUGGCCAGAGGCGGACACCCGCUCAGCGCUCGGGUUCUGACUCCGUACUCGGGAAGUCUCGGACCGAGAGAGGAGCUCUUCAACAAGGUGCUGGAGGAGCAUUUCCACAUCCUGGAUCAGGCAGUUGGCAACCUGAAGGCCAGAUUUAAAAGGCUCAGGUAUCUGGACAUCGCAAACUACGAGCGAGCGAGAGCUGUCGUGUUGACCGCCUGCGUGUUGCACAAUGUGUUUUUGGACAUUGGACAGGGGGCUCAGGGGGAUGUCGAGGAGGAGGAAGCCAUAACCCCACAGGGUGGGUUGGAGACAGAUGACGAGGGGUUGCAAAGACGCGACAGCAUCUCAGACUUGUUGUUUCAAAUGUUUGAUUCUGGAAGCGUGUGAUGUGAUGGCGUGUGGUGGGUGGGCGUAAAAUCGUUCAACAGGAAAUGUAUUAAUGAUUAAAGAAUGGGGACAGAAUUGACACAAAUACAAUUCAUGCAUCAAGGCCACUCAAAGGUUUUCUUUUCCAUACAUCUGAUCAUCAUGGACACGUCACACAGAUUUCAUUGUACAAAUGGUGCAGACAGAAUCUUCUCUUGUUUCUGUCUAAACCCCAUUUUGAUAAUGAGAUGACAUUAGUGCAGUUUUUCCAACAGUGGGAAAUAACUCAAAAAUAAUAUAAGGAUUUAUCUUUACAUUUUGAGUCUUAAUAAGACAACAGUAAAGGAUGGCUUUGACUUCAAAAGACUACAUUGUGUGGAUUAUCAGUUUUCCACAGUAAAUGUGGGUUAUUACUGUAGUUCACCAUAAUAGAUGAAAAAGGAUUAUAUUAAAACAUCCCCCUUGUUUAAGUAAACCCUAGGACUGUAGUAUGUACAUUUAAAAACCAAUAAGGGGUUUAAUAUGUAUCAUGACUUACAAAACUUCAAAGCAAAGCAAAUGAUUGUCAGUAAUCAUUUUACUGUUAUCUGUAAUAAUCACUAAAUAUGAGAUGUACAUACCUAUUUUCCACAGGUUUACAGAUAUGUAAACCUGUGGAAAAUAAUUAUGAUGCAGUUCUUCCCUUUGACCACUGGAGGGGAGUAAACUUUUAUAUUUAAAAUACACCCACGCCAACCGUCCACUACUACCAUAUAUACUGCGUUACCAUAAUAACAUCCGGUAGUUUCAAAAUAAAACCGUAAAAGCAA